This is a messenger RNA of Synchiropus splendidus (mandarinfish), 771 nucleotides long. RefSeq names its product glutaredoxin domain-containing cysteine-rich protein 2. The record is from RefSeq and is a predicted model, not a curated record. Gene Ontology annotation, biological process: sensory perception of sound. Lineage: Eukaryota; Metazoa; Chordata; Actinopteri; Syngnathiformes; Callionymidae. The transcript has 6 exons. Bases 1 to 771 code for a protein of 256 amino acids.
AUGACUUGUAGUGAGUCGGCCGUCAUGGACGAGCUACAGAGGAAGAUGACUCAGCGUUAUGAGAGCACCAAACCCAGGAAGGUGAGGUUCAAGCUGGCGUCGUCCUACAGUGGCCGCGUCCUGAAGCACGUGUAUGAGGACGGACAGGAGCUGGACAGUCCAGAGGAGAAGUAUCCGCACAGCUUCGUCCACCGCAAGAUUCCACCCAGCCACCUGGAGAUGGAGCAACUUUGUGGAUUUGAAGAUACAGAUGAGCAGAGUUUCUAUCCCCCCACAGGGCUCAUCGCCCAGAGGAUCAAUGUGUACAGAGGAAUGGGAAGCUACAAGCCUGCAGCAGCGCACGUGGAGGAAAAUGGAGCAGACCCCAACUCGUCCGUGUUGGACUUUGGCAAGAUCAUCAUUUACACCAGCAACCUCCGCAUCAUCAGAGCUCCUCAGAAGAAGCCCGAGUCCCAGCGCCAGCACCCCAUCCCACCUGCGAGCCUGGAGGGAUUCCCAAAAGCCAGGGAGCGGAGCAGCAGGCGGAGAACCAAGGCUCUUCACGCGCAGCACGCCGACUCCAGGGAGGAGAAACAGAUGAGGGACACAGAGAACAAGGACGCCGGCGCCUGCCAGCACUGCGGCGGCUCGGGCUGCGCUCCCUGCUCUCUGUGUCACGGCAGCAAGCUGUCCAUGCUGGCCAACCGCUUCAACGAGUCCAUCAGUGAUCUGCGCUGCCAGGCCUGCUACCCCCACGGUCUGGAGAAGUGCCAGUCCUGCUCCGGCAACUAA